AUGGAUGAAGUAGAGUGGGAAAGGCUGACGUACACCCCGAAGACACUGUUGGACUACGGCUUCCUACUCUGCUGGGCGACAAACUCGGUUGGUAAACAGCGAGAACCCUGCGUCUUCAAGAUCUUCCCAGCAGGUCCGCCCGACGCCCUCAGGAACUGUACCGUCUUGAACGAGAGCACAGACGCCGUUCAAGUGAGAUGCGACGAAGGCUUCGACGGAGGUCUUCCUCAGAGCUUCGUCAUGGAGGUCUACGAGACGGAAGGACGCAAGCUUAAGCUGUCAUGGUUGACGCCCCAGAGGCCCUGUCAGUGCCUUCUACAGCAACUUGCCGGUGUUCCUACAGGAGUGAUCCAGGGCGCGAGUGAGCUGCCUUCCACCAUGGAGCUGUACCCCUCCCUGGCUAUCAUCAUGGGGGUGGUAGGCGGCAUCUUGGUGGUGUUCGUGGUGAUCGUGGUGGUGAUGGUGGUGCGUCGGCCCCGGAGGGAGAACCAGGCGAGGCUCAACCAGGACGACUCCAGCCUCCACAUACUCAAGAAGGAUGACAGUCACAGCGGGCGUCUUGAUGUUGAUGAGAAGGAUCCUGAUGUCAUUCCGGAGACGAGAGUGAUGACUCGGAGGGUGGAAGCUGGUGUCUCCUGUGAGGAAGCAAGUGGGUGCGAACUAUCAGAGCUGCCCGUCCCACACUCUCCGCCCCGGACCCAUGACUCCCUCUGUCCUAUACAUCUAGGAAGCCGUGCCGACCUGAUGGACCGUCGAGGGGUGGCUAACGUCUCCACUAUAUACGGGGAGAUGGUCGCUGACAGCAGCCCAGAGACCUCCCACGCCAGCGCCUUCGUGGACACCAGCCACAUCACCCACGCCACCCACGCCCAUGUGGAACCAGUCCACGCCCACAUCGAGUCCCAGCCACACGCCCACCAGUCCCAUUAUAUCCAGCAGGAGUACUCUUCAUCCCCCAUUCCCGUUGACCUUCGCCACUCUGUUUCCUACCACCACAUGCCCCCAGCUCCCACCUCCCUCCCAACUCCCAUGUACACCCACGCCCACGCAAUGCCCAUCUCCCACACCCAAACGCUGCCCCACCCACGCUCAAGCCACACGAGGAAUCAUAACGCCAACGCGGCCACGCUACAGAGGAGGAGUAGCCUCUAUAUGGACCCUAUGACCACCCCCCUGGCCCCGCCCAUCGCCCCGCCCCCAGCUUACGAUACGCCCACAUCGUCUCUCGCCUCAGAUAUGAUGGCAAUCGUCCCACUGGUGGUUGAGACGGUCUCCAUCACACCCAACGCCUCCCUGCACGCCCACGCCAGCCCGCCGCCCGACCAGUACCAGCCCAAGACCUUCCCGUCCUCCUUCACCAGCGACCGCAUGGAGAGUGCGGUGUGAAGGGAGGAAGAUGAGCGACAACGAGCACGUUCGUAAAGGCAUCCUACAUACAUCCUCUUCCUCCGGGAAUCCUAGCCAGUCAGUGAGAUUCCGUGCAGAGACUGAGAUUAAACCCCCCCUAGUUGUUUGUUGAGAGUUAUGUCCUUGGAGUUCGACGACUCGGAGUUCGAACACUCGGAGUUCGACGACUCGGAAUUCGAACACUCGGAGGAGAGUGUUUGAACGUUUUUCGUUAUUUUUUUUAGCCAGCCAGAGCUAACGAGGCUGGCUGCAUGAUGCUUUAGCGUGUAUACUUUACAUAACGACAUUUGUACAUGUACAGAGACAUAUGGUGUUUGUCAUGGGCAUCUCUUACUUCAUAUUUAUAGUGUGUGAUUGAAUCAUUUAAGAGUAUAGGUCAUCUCUCGAUUUCUUAGACAACGCAGAGAUAAAAUGGGACAUUUCCGCCAUUAAUUACUUGUAAAAUGACUCGAGAUGAAAGUCAACAACCAAUCAUAUUGGUCUCGCAUACACCAGGUAUAGAGGUUCACAGGUACACAGGUUUACAGGUACACAAAGCUACAGGUACACAAGACCACACGUAUACAAGCUUACAGGUAUACAAGCUUACAGUUACUCAGCUUACAGGUACACAAGGCUACAGAGACACAAGCUAACAGGAUACACAAGUCUAGAGGUACACAUACCCACAGGUAUGUGGGUAUGUGUACACAUGACAACAGGUACUCAAUCUUUCAGGUACACUAGACCACAGUUACACAAGCUUGCAGGUACAGGAACUUUCCCAUCACCUGUGUCUCUCCAUCCUCUUUACUCCGGAAGAAAAAACUCCCCCGCUUGUUCCCUGUCUCUCUGUCUCUCUGUCUCUCUCUGUAUCCUCUGUCUCGCAUACAUCACUAGACUGGUCUACACCCCUGACAAGGUCAACACACCCAGUGCCACCCCACCACUGGUCUACACCCCUGACAAGGUUAACACACCCAGUGCCACCCCACCACUGGUCUACACCUCUGACAAGGUCAACACACCCAGUGCCACCCCACCACUGGUCUACACCCCUGACAAGGUCAACACACCUAGUGCCACCCCACCGCUCUCACACUCUCCUUCUCUCUCUGGCUCUCGCUAUCCCUAGCUCUCUCCCUGCCUCUCUCCCCCUGUCUCUCACUCCUUUCCCUCUCAAAUACUCUCUGUCCCUCACUGGUUAACCCUACUCCAACAUAGCAGGAAAAGCAACAAACAUGGUUGGGGGAUAGACCACUGGCAUAUAGGAAGGCCAGACUGACCCAAUUAAGGAUAUGUUCAUCUAUACAUGAAGGAAAAUCAGAGAAGAGUUGCAAGAAAUUAAAAAAGUAAUAAGCAGUCUACAAGGCAAGCUGUUACCAGCCAACGAGGAGAUAAGAAGCCUCAAACAGAACUCUACUUGGGCUCAGCAUCAGAUACCAAUCCCAUUAUAAGAUGGAAAUAUAUUAAUGGAAGGGACUGUCAUGGUACGUGACGCAUUCUCAGAAAUGCUAAGAAAGAGCUCCGAAGCAAAGUCUACAGUGAAUGAAGCAGCCUUACAUUGUGAUUACCCUGCGAUGAUUUUGGGGCUUAGCGUCUUCGCGGCCCAGUCCUCGACCAAGCCGCCUCAUUGCUGGACUGGUCAACCAGGCUGUUGGACGCAGCUGCUCACAGCCUGACGUAUAAAUCCCAGCUAUGAAAGCAGCUACCUCACAGGGAGCAGGAAGGUGCACUAGUCGGCUGCUGGAAAGGAAAAAAGUCAGUGGUAGCAGUGGGCAUUAAAGAACAAGAAAGCACCAGUAAGACGGAAUAGAAAGUUAAAGACAGAGAGCCAGUGAGAGAGAUCCUUAAAGGGUAACAGAUGGAAGGGGGCUGAACAUAACAUAGAGAAGGUUUCAGGCUAGGCUUGUACAACAAGGACAGAGAUCGACUGAUAAAGAUCGUUUUUAUGAACGAGGCCACGACGGAGGAAAUUCGAGGAAGGAAGACCAAAUGUUUAAAUGAGAGAAGACAAAAAAAGUAUUCCUUCAGAAAGAUAUGACAAGGGAGGAGAGAAUCAUGGCAGAAGAUGCAAGGAAGAAGUGCAGGGAGAGAAGAGAGAGAGAGAGAAUCAAGGAACCACAGUUCCCAGCCCAACAAUCCCAGAGGGGGUGUGGGGAAACUCCCAACCAGCAGCUUAGCAACCCCAGAGAAGAGGGCAACACCUCCACCUUUCUCCCAAAAGAAACCUUCCUCCUCACCCUGAACCAUCCAUGUCCCCAUUCAAAUGCUCAUUCAACCCCCCCCCCCCCCCCCCCCCU
This is a messenger RNA of Procambarus clarkii (red swamp crayfish), 3689 nucleotides long. The record is from RefSeq and is a predicted model, not a curated record. NCBI's taxonomy places the organism in Eukaryota, Metazoa, Arthropoda, Malacostraca, Decapoda, Cambaridae.